This is a messenger RNA of Neltuma alba, 1979 nucleotides long. RefSeq names its product pentatricopeptide repeat-containing protein At1g13040, mitochondrial-like. The coding region runs from base 158 to 1705 and encodes 515 amino acids. The transcript is spliced from 3 exons. Gene Ontology annotation, molecular function: protein binding. The record is from RefSeq and is a predicted model, not a curated record. Lineage: Eukaryota; Viridiplantae; Streptophyta; Magnoliopsida; Fabales; Fabaceae.
AGGGAAAAUAUCAGAAGAGAGAAAACAAAAGAAGAAAAACCUGAGGGAAUAUAUGGUAUCGCAUUUGAUAUCAAGAAAAGCGUCUGGGUUUCAAUUCAUUAUUAUUCAGAACAAGAGUAUUUAGUUACUUUGUUCGCUGCUAUGCGUUCACUCUGAUAUGUUUCAACGUCUUGGCGCUCACCGCCACAUAUACCGCUCUCAAAUCUCCAAGUACGUUAAAACAGGACUCAUCGACAAAGCCAUUCAAGUGUUCAGCGAACUGACCCAAUCAAAAUGCCGCGUCUUGAGCUUGGAUUACAAUCGCUUCAUCGGUGUUUUGGUUCGCGAAUCGCGCUUCGAUUUGGCUGAAUAUUAUUAUUGUAAGAUGAAUCUCCAAGGUUUUUCUUUGACGCCAUUCACUUACUCGAGGUUUAUUUCUGGUUUGUGUAAAGUUAAGAACUUUAGUCUCAUAGAGAAGCUUCUUCAAGAUAUGGAUACUCUGGGUUGUGUCCCUGACAUUUGGGCUUUUAACAUUUAUUUGAAUCUUUUAUGUCAUGAGAAUAGGUUAGACAUGGCUCUACAGGUCUUCUCUAGCAUGUCUGAUAAAGGAAGAGAACCUGAUGUUGUAUCAUAUACCAUAAUUAUUCACGCAUUAUGUAAAUCCGAGCGCCUCGAUGAAGCCACACAAAUGUGGGAUAAUAUGAUUGAAAAGGGGUUAUCCCCGGAUUGUAAGGUUAGCACGGCGCUUGUUAUUGGGUUGUAUAGUGGUAGAAAGGUUAAUUUGGCAUAUGAACUUACAGUAAGUGUUAUUAAGGGUGGAGUUGAUGUUAAUAAUUUGAUUUAUAAUGCUUUGAUAAGUGGAUUCUGUCGGAUGGGUAGGAUUGAUAAAGCACUAACUAUCAAAUCGUUCAUGAGGAGAAAUGGGUGUGAGCCGGAUUUGGUUACGUACAACAUAUUGUUGGAUUAUUGUUGCAAUGAGCUUAUGCUGGAGGAGGCAGUGAGGUUGAUGGAGAAGAUGGAGAGAAGUGGGAUGGAACUAGAUGUAUAUAGCUAUAAUGAAUUGCUGAAGGGUCUCUGCAAAGCUCAUAAGCUGGAGAAGGCCUAUGUAAUGAUGGUGAAGACAAUGGAAAGGAAAGGGCUGUGUGAUGUUGUUUCAUAUAAUACCAUUAUUAGAGCUUUUUGUAAGGCUCGUCAGAUCAGAAAGGCUUACAAGUUGUUUGAGGAAAUGAAUGGGAAGGGAAUUCAACCUGAUGUGGUGACAUUCACAAUCCUUAUAAAAGCUUUUUUGGAAGAAGGUAACUCUGAUAUUGCCAAGGAACUUCUUGAUCAAAUGACAAGUAUGAAUCUGCUUCCUGAUCGUAUAUUCUAUACAACAAUUGUUGAUUACCUUUGCAAGUCUGGGAAGAUUGAUAUGGCUUGCAGUGUCUUCAGUGAUAUGGUGGAGAAUGGAAUAAGUCCUGAUGUGAUCUCAUAUAAUGCCCUCAUAAACGGACUCUGUAAAGCCUCUAAAAUAACAGAUGCCAUGCAUUUAUAUAAUGAAAUGCAGAUGAAAAAACUCUGUCCUGAUGAGGUGACUUUCAAGUUGAUCAUUGCAGGUUUAUUAAAGGAAAACAAGCUUUCUGUUGCUUGUAGGGUUUGGGACCAAAUGAUGGAGAAGGGUUUUACACUUGAUAGAGUCCUUUCUGAGAGUCUAAUCAAUGCCAUCCAAUCAAGUGAUGCUACAUGAGGAAUGCAGUGGUUUGUAUUCUGUGAACCUCCGAAAGACAUAACAACUAUAUAUACUCUUUCUGCAAUGAGAGCAAUAAAUCUUUGCCAAAUCAUUCUGCUCCUCACAGUGCAAUGGCAUGUGCUGUCGCUGGAUUCUGUGCUCACUUGUGCUUUUGCACUAGCAUUAGUUUGGACUUUGGAGCUACUCAUUCAACAGGCAUUUCUCCUCGGUGUGACCAAUAUCUAGUUCCUUCUACCACAACGUUUACCCUGGAUGAAGCAAGUUUGUUUAG